Molecule: messenger RNA, 901 nt
Organism: Schistocerca americana (American grasshopper)
Lineage: Eukaryota; Metazoa; Arthropoda; Insecta; Orthoptera; Acrididae
Product: dehydrogenase/reductase SDR family member 11-like
Exons: 6
Coding region: 20-763 (247 amino acids)
Molecular function (GO): oxidoreductase activity
Source: RefSeq, a predicted model, not a curated record
AUACUCUGAGCGUCACACGAUGGAGAGGUAUACAGGUCGCGUUGCCCUGGUGACGGGCGCCAGCUCAGGUAUUGGCGCUGCCAUCGCACAGGCGCUGGUCAGGAAGGGCCUCAAGGUCGUCGGACUCGCCCGCAGGGUCGACAAAGUCAAGGCUCUUGAGCUCAAAGAUGCCCCGGGCAAGCUGUACGCCCUUCAGGGCGACGUCAGCAGCGAGGAGAGCAUCUUGUCCGCCUUCAAGUGGAUCGAGGACAACUUGGGAGGUGUAGAUAUUCUCAUCAACAACGCUGGUGUCAUCGGGGAACUACCUCUGACAAGUGCGAAGACAGCUGACUGGAAACGAAUACUGGACGUGGAUGUUCUGGGGCUGUCCAUCUGCACUAGGGAGGCAUUCCAGAGCAUGCUGAAGAGGGGCGUCGAUGACGGGUUCAUCAUCCACAUCAACAGUGUGUUGGGCCACAUACCGCCUGGCAGCUCCGAUAUAGCGAUGUACGGCGCAGCCAAGCAUGCUGUCACGGCCCUGCUAGAGGGACUGAGGAAGGACCUCGUCGCCAGGAAGAGCAAAAUACGGUGCGGGCAAAUAUCUCCGGGUUACGUGAGGACAGAGAUCCACGACUUCCUUCCAAAGUAUACCCCCGAAGUUCGAGAGAAGACACCGUGGAUGGAAUCCGAGGACAUAGCAGAAGCUGUGGUCUACAUGUUGUCGCAGCAUCCCCGUGUCCAGGUGCAUGAUAUCAUCAUUCGUUCUGUGGGAAGUGAUUUGUAAUCUUUUUUUCAUUACAAUAAACUGCACACAGCACUGCAGUCGUCUUCACGAAAAUAAUUGAUUUUUACUAACUCCUGUAAGCAACUGUUGCACUGUGUUUCUAUCAUCAAGUUGUUAAUAAAAACAGUUGUGUAAAAA